This is a messenger RNA of Capsella rubella, 1739 nucleotides long. Its product is annotated as plant UBX domain-containing protein 10. The transcript is spliced from 4 exons. Gene Ontology annotation, cellular component: endoplasmic reticulum. Bases 83 to 1552 code for a protein of 489 amino acids. NCBI's taxonomy places the organism in Eukaryota, Viridiplantae, Streptophyta, Magnoliopsida, Brassicales, Brassicaceae. The record is from RefSeq and is a predicted model, not a curated record. Gene Ontology annotation, molecular function: ubiquitin binding.
AGAGAGAUAAGAGAGAAGGUAAGUGAGAAGACGAAGAAGAAGAUCCAAAAGCGUGGGAAAAUCAAAUUAGGGUUUUGUGAGAAUGGCUGAUUCAGUCGACAAAUUAAGUUACUUUCAAGCGGUGACAGGUCUUGACGAUGCUGAUUUGUGUACUGAGAUCCUUCAAGCUCAUGGUUGGGAUUUAGAACUUGCUAUCUCUACUUUCACAUCUACUUCUGAUCAUCGUGGUGCCGCUUCGUCUUCCGAUGGUGGUAACAAUCACGAUCACGGUGGCGCUGUGUUUGCUGACGACUCUAUGACUCCUGAUUAUACCGAAUCUCGAGGGAUCGUUGACGAUACAGAGCUUGUUAUGCGUGAUGGUGAUGGAGGAGGAGGGAACAGAGGUCCAGGAGUGGCGUGGAGGAUUAUUACUUUGCCUAUUUCGAUUGUUUCUGGUAGCUUAGGGUUAGUUUCUGGAGCGAUUGGGUUAGGGAUUUGGGCUGCUGGUGGUGUUUUAUCGUAUUCGUUUGGUAUGUUAGGGUUUAGAUCAGGGAGAGGUGGUGGUGCGUCUGAUUCGUCUUCAGCUAGGCUUGUUUCGGUUUCUUCUGCUGCUCGUGAAGCGAUGGAGUUUGUUGCUUUGUUUGAUAGAGAUUUUGGGAGUCACAAUGCGUUUAAGAUCGAUUUUGUAUCGGAAGGGUUUAUGGAUGCGCUUCAGCGUUCUAGGAGCUCUUUUAAGCUCUUGUUUGUUUACUUGCAUUCUCCGGAUCAUCCUGAUACACCUGGGUUUUGUGAUGGGACGCUUUGUAGUGAAGCUGUUGUAGCUUUUGUUAAUGAGAAUUUUGUUUCGUGGGGAGGUAGUAUUCGAUCUAGUGAAGGAUUUAAGAUGAGUAAUAGCUUGAAGGCUUCGAGGUUCCCGUUCUGCGCUGUUGUUAUGCCUGCUGCUAACCAGAGAAUUGCUCUUCUUCAACAGGUUGAGGGACCACAAUCACCAGAAGAAAUGCUUGCUAUACUCCAGAGAGUUGUAGAAGAUAGUUCACCUACUCUUGUAACUGCUAGGGUUGAGGCAGAAGAAAGAAGAACCAAUCUGCGUCUGAGAGAGGAACAAGAUGCUGCUUACCAGGCCGCUCUUGAAGCCGAUCAAGCAAGGGAGCGACAGAGACAGGAAGAGGAAGAGCGUUUAGAGAGGGAAGCUGCUGAGGCAGAAAGAAAACUCAAAGAAGAAGAAGAGGCUCGGGAAAGAGCAGAACGCGAAGCUGCAGAGAGAGAAGCUGCGAGAGUGAGAAUGAGACAAGAGAAAGCACUUGCUCUUAAGGAUGAACCUGAGAAAGGCCCUGAUGUUACACAAGUUUUGGUACGGUUCCCGAACGGAGAAAGGAAAGGAAGGAGGUUCGAAAGCGAAACCAAGAUCCAAACAUUGUACGAUUAUGUUGAUUCACUUGGAGUCUUAGACACAGAAGAAUACAGCUUAAUCACUAACUUCCCAAGGACAGUGUAUGGAAGAGACAAAGAGUCAAUGUCACUGAAAGAAGCAGGUCUGCAUCCUCAGGCAAGUCUGUUCAUCGAGAUCAACUAAAAAUUGCUGAUUCUUCUGUUUCAUUCUCCUUUUAGUCCCCUCUCGUUAAUUUUUCAGGCUCUUCCCUUUUGUUAUCUACUGAGAUAUUUAGUUUGUUGCUUCAAUGAUACAUUACAUUGGACCUGAGGUAUUAUUACUUAUAAUAUAUACACACAUAUAUUUAGAAUUUGCUUCAUAUAUUGAGAUA